Molecule: messenger RNA, 1638 nt
Organism: Bactrocera neohumeralis
Lineage: Eukaryota; Metazoa; Arthropoda; Insecta; Diptera; Tephritidae
Product: elongation of very long chain fatty acids protein F-like
Exons: 3
Coding region: 685-1503 (272 amino acids)
Biological process (GO): very long-chain fatty acid biosynthetic process; sphingolipid biosynthetic process; fatty acid elongation, monounsaturated fatty acid
Cellular component (GO): endoplasmic reticulum membrane
Molecular function (GO): fatty acid elongase activity
Source: RefSeq, a predicted model, not a curated record
AACAAAAAUUGAUAAUUAGAAAAAAGUUGACUUAGAACUUCUGCUGAUGACAAACGCACGCAGUUAGCUCGAACUUCAGACUGCGAAACAGUCCCCGAGUUGAACAAAGCUUUUCACAAGCGAGUAUGUGCAUUCGUAACGAAUCUAACUACAACAACGUCAUGGAGUUCAUAGCGGAAACGCAAAGGCGCUCCCGAACUGAAGAGUGUUUUAGUAAGGUUUUAGAGUACAAUCGCUUAGGCAUUGGUGCAUGCUAUUCCAAAUUCUAAAAUUCUAUGCGUCGCGUGUCAAUAUUAUUGUGCAAAUUGCUUGGAAUGCAACCAAAACUGCGUGUAAAAACGCGCUUUCAAGGGACGUGAUUGAAGACUUCAUUAGAUGGAGCGGAUAAAGAUUAAGUGGGAAUCAAGUGAAAUUUAACUAUCCCUAAGGAUACUUGUAAAAAGUAUAACGUUUACAUGUUAUGGAUCUAUGAACUUGCACACAUACCGGACAUAUAUGCAAUCAUGCACUCGCUGUAGCCAAUGAUAAUGAUAUUCUAAUUAAUGAUAAUACUUUUUAAAGAAAAUGUAAAGCUUGCAUUCGAUUCGUUUUAAAACAAAGGAAGCAAUAAGUCAACCUUUUUAUACGCAACUAGCGCUCGACGGGGAACGUUGUGUGCAGCACGGAUUUGAUUAAAGUGAAACAAUGUUGAGCCGACUUUACGAUUUACUCACAAGGCCCACUGAAGUUGUGGAAGUCUAUGGCUUACUGCCAUUUCAUGGCGCUAUGUGGCCCCUUGUAAUUGUGAACGUCUUCUUUGUCGUUUUCGCCUUCCGCCUUGGACCCUGGCUGAUGCGCAACCGCGAGCCUUUCAAUCUCAAGCGCGUACUUAUGGUCUACAAUGUAUUUCAAAUUAUAUACAACGGCAUAAUGGUGGUUCUAAGUGUCAUCUUGCUAUCGCAUUAUGUGGCGUCGGGUGGACUAGCCUGCAUCCGGCCGAUGAGCAUGGAUCACCCGGCGAAAAAAUUUGAAAUAUUCUGCGCUCUAUUGUACAUCAGCAACAAGUUUAUCGAUUAUUUGGAGACGCUGUUCUUCAUACUGCGCAAAAGCUACAAGCAAGUAACGGUCCUGCACGUCUACCAUCACAUAAUGAUGACGACCUUCAUAUACAUGCACAUCAUUUUGCGUGGCGUCGGCGGUCAGGGAAGCACAAUUGGCAUGCUCAACGCACUCGUCCACGUCGUCAUGUACGUGUAUUAUCUGCUGAGCUCCAUCGAUACGGAACUGAAGAAGUCGCUGUGGUGGAAAAAGUACAUUACACAAUUGCAGCUGGUACAAUUCGCCAUUGACUUCGUCCAUCAGAUUUGGCCACUGGUGGUGGCGCGCGACUGUCCCGUAUCUACAGUUUGGCAAAUCAUUGCGGUGACACAGGCCGUGGUUAUGAUGUGGAUGUUCGGCAACUUCUACCUUAAGACCUAUAUUAGGAAGCCGAAGGACAAGAAGCUGACUGGAAAGCAAUCGUGAGCACGAUCUCCCAACUGGGCCGAACUCAGAUGUUGGUUUACCGACAGCCCAAUGCCUUGUAAUUAUUGGAUUUUUUUUUGUGAUAUUGCAAUAAGUUAUAAUUUUUAAAAGUAAAUAUGAAAGUUUUUUUGAAAA